Molecule: messenger RNA, 4590 nt
Organism: Acomys russatus (golden spiny mouse)
Lineage: Eukaryota; Metazoa; Chordata; Mammalia; Rodentia; Muridae
Gene: Raph1
Product: Ras association (RalGDS/AF-6) and pleckstrin homology domains 1
Exons: 14
Coding region: 175-3915 (1246 amino acids)
Biological process (GO): signal transduction
Cellular component (GO): plasma membrane; cytosol
Source: RefSeq, a predicted model, not a curated record
CCGCUCCGUGGGUCGGUCAGUCGGUCAGUCAGUCACGGAGCGCGCGCCGCGGGAGCUGCGGGCGCUCUCAGCGUUCGGGAGAGGAGCGCCGCGGCUGGAGCGGCGGCGGCGGCUGGAGGGCGCGAGCAGCUGCUGCCUUGCGCGGGGCCCCCGGAGGGCAGCGGGGCUGCCGAGAUGGAGCAACUAUCAGAUGAAGAAAUUGACCAUGGUGCCGAAGAAGAUAGCGACAAGGAAGAUCAGGACCUGGAUAAAAUGUUUGGAGCCUGGCUUGGGGAACUGGACAAACUUACUCAGAGUUUGGAUUCUGACAAGCCCAAAGAACCAGUGAAAAGAUCUCCUCUUCGCCAGGAAACAAAUAUGGCCAACUUUUCUUAUCGUUUCUCCAUAUACAACUUGAAUGAAGCUCUGAAUCAGGGAGAGGCUGUGGAUCUGGAUGCCCUGAUGGCCGACCUCUGCUCUAUAGAGCAGGAGCUCAGCAGCAUUGGCUCAGGAAAUAGUAAGCGUCAUGUCACAGAACCAAAAGUUUCUCAGAAGCCACCUUCUAGCCGUCAUACAUCGAAACAUGGCACCAUGAGAGGACUAUCAGCUAACCCUUCCCAUGCCAAUUACUCUCUGGAUGAUAUCACCGCACAGUUAGAACAGGCUUCCUUGAGCAUGGAUGAGGCCGCUCAGCAGGCUGUGGCAGAAGACUGUAAGCCCCUAGUGCCGAGUCAGCACAGAAGGACUGCCUCAGCAGGCACCGUGAGUGAUGCUCAGGUGCGCUCUGUGAGUAACUCCUCCCGCUCAAGCAUCGCUUCUGCAGCCUCCAGCAUGGAUUCUUUGGAUAUUGACACAGUGACUCGCCCUCAAGAACUGGAUUUGACAACACAUCAGGGGCAGCCAAUUACUGAGGAGGAACAGGCAGCAAAGCUGAAAGCUGAGAAGAUCAGAGUCGCCCUGGAGAAAAUUAAAGAGGCUCAAGUGAAAAAGCUGGUGAUCAGGGUCCACAUGUCUGAUGACAGCUCUAAAACAAUGAUGGUGGAUGAGAGACAAACAGUGAGACAAGUGCUGGACAGCCUGAUGGACAAGUCUCACUGUGGCUACAGUUUAGACUGGUCGCUGGUGGAGACCAUUUCCGAGCUACAAAUGGAGAGAAUCUUUGAAGACCAUGAAAACUUGGUUGAAAAUCUUCUUAAUUGGACAAGAGACAGCCAGAACAAGCUUAUAUUUAUGGAGCGUAUAGAAAAAUAUGCACUUUUUAAAAACCCCCAGAAUUAUCUUCUAGGGAAAAAGGAAACAGCUGAGAUGGCAGACAGAAACAAAGAAGUACUGCUAGAGGAGUGUUUCUGUGGAAGUUCUGUAACUGUCCCAGAAAUUGAAGGAGUCCUUUGGUUGAAAGAUGAUGGCAAGAAGUCCUGGAAAAAGCGUUAUUUUCUAUUGCGAGCAUCCGGCAUCUACUAUGUCCCGAAAGGAAAAGCAAAGGCGUCUCGGGAUCUAGUGUGCUUUCUCCAGCUGGAUCAUGUAAAUGUGUACUAUGGGCAGGACUACCGGAACAAAUACAAAGCACCCACAGACUGCUGCCUGGCGUUGAAGCACCCGCAGAUCCAGAAGAAGUCUCAGUAUAUCAAGUAUCUUUGCUGUGAUGACGUGAGGACACUGCAUCAGUGGGUCAACGGAAUCCGAAUUGCGAAGUAUGGGAAGCAGCUCUACACAAAUUACCAAGAAGCCUUGAAGAGGACAGAGUCAGCUUAUGACUGGACCUCUUUAUCCAGCUCCAGCAUUAAAUCUGGAUCCAGUUCUUCCAGCAUCCCAGAGUCUCAGUCCAAUCACUCUAACCAGUCUGACAGUGGGGUUUCCGACACCCUGCCUACAGGACACCUGCGCUCCCAAAGCACAGUGAGCUCCAUCUUCUCUGAAGCCUGGAGGCGCGGCACUCAGCUGGAAGAGUCCAGCAAGGCCAGAAUGGAAUCUAUGAAUCGGUCCUACACUUCACUUAUGCCCUCUCUGUCCCCUCAAACUAAGAUCGUCGCCCCCUAUACUGCCUCACAACCCUCGCCCCCUUUGCCUCCUCCUCCACCCCCCCCCCCACCUCCCCCGCCUCCCCCUCCCCCACCCCCUCCUCCUCUCCCCAGCCAGUCUGCACCUUCUGCAGGCUCAGCAGCCACUAUGUUUGUCAAGUACAGCACAAUCACCAGGCUGCAGAACGCAGCCCAGCAUUCAGGGCCCCUGUUUAAGUCUCCACCACCACCAGUGACACAGCCUCUGCCUUCGGCUUCACAGUCCCUCAAGGCUCCAAUUGUGGUGCCCCCCAAUGGAGUUAUUCCUCCACCCCCUCCUCCUCCACCACCCCCAACCCCUGGUUCUGCCAUGGCCCAGUUAAAGCCAGUGCCAUGUGCCCCAUCGCUACCACAGUUUAGCCCCCAACCUCCUCCCCUGAAGAUCCAUCAGGUUCAGCGUGUUCCUCAGGCAGCCCCUCCCACACCCCCUCCAGCUCCUCCUAUCCCUGCAGCUGUCCCUCCUCAAGCACCCCCUAAACCUCUGGGUACCAUUCCUCCUUCAGCCAGCACCAAGACUGUGCCACCUAUAGUAGCACAAACUGUACCACCUACCCCUGCACCUCCAGUGCCCCCCACAAAGAAACAGCCAGCUUUCCCAGGUUCUCACAUUCCACCCUCUCCACCUGUCCAGCUUGCCCCAUGUCCCCCACCGACACUACCCAAGCAGCAGAGCUUUGGGGUGAAGCCACCUCCCUCUCCGCUGUCCCCUCUGCCCUCAGUUGUGAAGCAGAUAGCCAGUCAAUUUCCACCCCCUCCCACUCCUCCUCCUAUGGACUCUCAGCCCCUAAAGCCCCUCUCAGCAAGUGUCACCCCACAAUCCCCUCCCGCAGUAAAAGCAAAACCCAAAUGGCAGCCCAGCUCAAUUCCUGUCCCUUCUCCAGAUUUCCCUCCUCCCCCACCUGAAAGCAGCCUGGCAUUUCCUCCGCCACCUCCCCCAACCCCACCCCCAGCGCCACCCGUGGCUUCACCUGUCCCUGACAAAGGUGGAUCUCCAGGCAAAAAGCCAAGUAAGAUGUCCAGCCCCGGAGGGAAGAAGCCACCCCCAACCCCGCAGCGCAACUCCAGCAUAAAGUCCAGCAGUUGUGCAGAGCACCCUGAGCCCAAGCGACCUUCGGUAGACAGUCUAGUGAGCAAGUUUGCACCACCAGCGGAAUCAGGGUCUCCCGGCAAGGAGACCCCACCUCCUGCAGCACCCCCCAAGCCUGGGAAGCUACACCUUUCUGGAGUCAACCUUCCAGGAAUCCACCAGCAAGGGAGUGUGUCAACAAAACCCGCUGCUCUGAGUGGGCGUGGAAAGGACUCCAUAGUGGAAUUCCCAUCUCCUCCGUCAGAUUCUGACUUUCCGCCCCCUCCACCUGAAAUAGAGCUUCCUCCGCCCCCCAUCGAGAUUCCAGCCGUAUUCUCGGGGAACACCUCCCCCAAAGUGGCAGUUGUUAAUCCGCAGCCACAGCUAUGGUCUAAAGCAUCAGUAAAGAAGGCCCCUCCACCCACCCGGCCCAAACGCAAUGACAGCACCCGCCUCACUCAAGCCGACAUCCCUGAGCAGCCAACAAUGAGCACAGUUGUGCCACAAGUGCCCACCUCCCCCAAAUCCAGCCUUAGCGUGCAGCCCGGAUUCCUAGCUGAUCUCAACAGGACACUGCAGCGCAAGUCUAUCACACGGCAUGGCUCCCUCUCUUCCUCACGCAUGUCCAGAGCAGAACCUACAGCCACCAUGGACGACAUGGCACUACCCCCACCACCACCAGAACUGCUGUCUGACCAGCAAAAGACUGGCUUUGGAGGUAGUCAUAUUUCAGGCUAUGCAACACUGCGAAGAGGACCCCCGCCUGCUCCCCCUAAGAGAGACCAGAACACUAAGCUUUCAAGGGACUGGUAGCUACAAGACUUAUUUUCAUGCUGUCUAUAGUCAGUUCUACAAUCAGUCCAUCUGAUCAUCUGUGAAUCCAGGUGUUCAGCGCCUCCUGAUGUGUUAUUCAGGUAGUGUCCAGCUGUGUGUGUAUGUGUGUGUGUAUGGUUUGUGUGUAUAUGUGCCGCGUGUGUGUACAUGCAUUUACACACAGCUAUACAGAUUGUGUGUAUAUACAUAUGUAAACAUCUGUGAAUGUGUAUAUACAGAGAGAACGGAUUCUAUUUAUUCCUUUUGCCUCCGAAUCAGAGUAUGAGGUUCUGUAUAUUUUGACAGGAAGGAGACAGGAGGGGAUAUGUUGUCACUUACAAUUUGUCUAUCGUAUGGAUUGGACCAAAAACUAGAAGGUGUUUCAUGACUGUCCAUGUGCCACCUAUUUGUGCAUGUGUAAUAAAAGAGACAGAUGGGCAGUUUCUCAGAGAAUAUCAUCAGAAUGUCUGGUAUACCUGUCUGUAGGCCUUUUUAUUUUUCCCAGUUGGCUGAAUUUAGAACUGCUUGACUGACACUUAAAUACUACAUUUAAAGGGGCCCUUUAAAUCAGGAAAACCUUCAUUAUACAGAACAUAAACAGUACAGGAAAGGGAACUCCUCAAGACACUGUGCUGUACAUACUAAAAUAGUGGCUGUUCUAGCUGCCAGUAGUCC